UAAUCAGUUGUCUCCUCGUUCCCGCCGACUGUCGACCUUUCCGCCGUUAUCUUCUUCUCCAUCGCCGUCGUCUUCGGGUGGUCGCGAAGGCCAAACCCUCCAAGGUCAGCUCAAAUGCUGAAGCUCUCGCCUUCCUUUCACCCUCCUCCCUGCGCCGCCUCUCCCGACCCGAAGCAGCUCCACGCCCUCUCCCUCAAGACCGCGACUUUCGCUCUCCCCUCCACCUCCUCCAAGCUCAUCUCCCUCUACGCCGACCCGAAGACCAGCAACCUCGACUACGCCCUCUCGGUCUUCGACCGGGCUCCCAAGCCCACCCUCCUCUCCUGGAACGUCAUCAUCAAGUGCCACGUCGAGAACCACCGCUCUCACGACGCGAUCUCCCUGUUCUGCGAAUUACUCCACGAGUUCACCCCCGACAGCUUCACCCUGCCCUGCGUGAUCAAGGGCUGCUCGCGACUCGGAGUGGUCGAGGAGGGCAAGCAGCUCCAUGGGCUCGCGAUGAAGAUCGGGCUUGGCACUGAUAAGUUCGUGCAGAGCAGUCUCGUCAGUAUGUAUGCAAAGUGCCAUGACAUUGGGUCCGCGAGGAACGUGUUUGAUGAGAUGCCGGAGAAGGACUUGGUUUCGUGGAAUUCAUUGAUAGAUGGGUAUGCCAGAUGUGGAGAAGUCGACCUUGCAUUGGAGGUGUUUAAUGAAAUGCCUGAGAAGGAUUGCUUCUCGUGGACUGCAUUGGUUGACGGGUUUUCAAAGUGCGGGAAGGUCGACACUGCAAGGGAGAUAUUCGAUAGCAUGCCGAAUCGGAAUCUUGUCUCAUGGAACGCGAUGAUCAAUGGGUACAUGAAGUCGGGGGAUUCUGUUAAUGCAGCUUGCUUGUUCAGUCAGAUGGAUAUGAGGGAUCUCAUCACAUGGAAUUCGAUGAUUGCUGGCUAUGAUUUGAACGGAAAGUUCAAGGAUGCUGUAGAUGUUUUCAGCGAAAUGCUAUGGGAUGGUUUCAGCCCUAAUCGUGCUACAUUAGUCAGUGCACUGUCCGCUGUUUCCGGGCUUGCUACUCUUAGUAAGGGAAGAUGGAUCCAUUCCUACAUGGUGAAGAAUGCAUUUGAAUUAGAUGAUGUUCUCGGGACAUCUCUCAUCGACAUGUAUUCAAAAUGUGGCAGCAUUGAGAGUGCUUUGGCUGUUUUUCAAUCGAUACAGAGUAAGAAGUUGGGCCACUGGACGGCCAUCAUUGUCGGUCUGGGGAUGCACGGGAUGGCAGGUGAAGCCCUGCAUCUUUUCUCGAAAAUGCGCAGAGCUGGACUAAAACCGAAUGGCAUCACUUUCAUCGGAGUAUUAAAUGCUUGUAAUCAUGCCGGACUAGUAGACCAUGGGCGCUGCUAUUUUGAAAUGAUGAGAAGAGAAUACGGCAUUGAACCGACCAUUGAACACUUUGGUUGCUUAGUCGACUUAUUGUGUCGAGCCGGUCGCAUUAAAGAGGCGAAGAAUGUGAUUGAUGGAAUGCCCAUGAAACCGAACAAGAUAAUUUGGAUGAGUUUACUAAGCGGGUCAAGGAUCCAAGGGAACAUAAGCAUUGGUGAGUAUGCAGCACACAAGUUGAUCGAAAUCGCUCCCGAGACCAUUAGCUGUUACAUUCUUCUUUCUAAUAUGUACGCUGCAGCGGGCCAUUGGGAGAAAGUUUCACAAGUGAGAGAGAUGAUGAAGAGCAAAGGAAUCAGUAAAGAUCCUGGGUGUAGUUCCAUCGAGCACCAAGGGACACUUCAUGAGUUUAUAGUGGGAGAUAAAUCGCAUGGCCAAACACGACAGAUCUACUGGAAGCUUGGCGAGAUGAGAGAGAAAUUGAAGAAGGUAGGACAUGUACCAGACACUAGUCAGGUUUUACUGUGUAUUGAAGGAGAGGAAGAGAAGGAAGCUGAAUUAGAAACACACAGCGAAAGAUUGGCUAUAGCUUUUGGUCUUAUAAGCAUAGAACCUGGGAUCCCCAUUCGGAUCAUGAAAAACCUUCGCGUUUGCAAUGACUGCCAUUCCGUGACUAAGCUACUAUCCAAAAUAUACAAUCGAGAGAUUACCGUGAGAGAUAAUAGUCGGUUUCAUCAUUUCAGGAAUGGAUCGUGCUCUUGCAAUGAUUUCUGGUGAUUCAUUGGCUUUGAAUAUUUUUUACCUAUAUAUUUCAAGGAUAUAAAAAUAGAU
Molecule: messenger RNA, 2178 nt
Organism: Punica granatum (pomegranate)
Lineage: Eukaryota; Viridiplantae; Streptophyta; Magnoliopsida; Myrtales; Lythraceae
Source: RefSeq, a predicted model, not a curated record